This is a messenger RNA of Aphanomyces invadans, 408 nucleotides long. RefSeq lists its product as hypothetical. NCBI's taxonomy places the organism in Eukaryota, Oomycota, Saprolegniomycetes, Saprolegniales, Verrucalvaceae. The record is from RefSeq and is a predicted model, not a curated record. The transcript is spliced from 2 exons. The coding region runs from base 29 to 361 and encodes 110 amino acids.
UUUGAAUAUUGCGAAGAUCCUGACGUCAAUGCGACCUCUUGCGCUCCUCAUCACGGCGGUAUCCACGAUCGACGUGUGCCUGGCCGAAUGCUGGCUACGCGGCGAUGGCGUACGUAUCUGCAGCUCGGACGGCUUGGAGUGGCUGGCCAUGUGGUGGUUCUGGUUUGCUGUUCUCUUCUUCCUCUGCGCCUGCACUGGAGGCUCGUAUAUAUACCACCGACGGAACUUAAACUCGCUGUAUCAGCAAGGAUUCGUCACGUACUCGGAGCCCCUCAUCCUCCACGACACCCUCAACAACAACGCGGCAAACGACCGCCAUCUCACCUCGACCCCUUCCACUCAAAAGAUAUUUUACCGCUGAUAACUUGAUGAACUCAUGUACGAUACAGUCUUUGCGUUUGGGCGCAC